GGGGGAGGUCGGGGGCCGGGUUCCUGGGGGGUGGGGGCUGGGGGCCGGGAUUCAGGGGCACGGGGACACCGCCGGGGCUGCCCUCCGCCCGGGCCUCGGUUUCCCCAGCCACUCUGCAAGACGACCUGGGGCGGCUGCAUGGAGUAGGCCGGGGCCCCGAUGCCCCCAACUCGGCCCCUUGGGACGGUUGGCAUCGGUGGCUGCGGUUUCUUUGCGCAACCCAGCAGCCUGACUUUCCUGCUGCCUGGCAUCGGGGAGAGGGCGCACUGAGGGGCCCUUAGCGAGGAGGGCAGGCACUCCCUUUAGGGUGCUUGCUAGCUGUUAGUGGGUCGGGGGCAUGGUGAGGGCUGGGGAACUCCGUUUCCCCCCCCCCCCUCCCCCGGUCCAGGAUAGGUAUCUGGCUCUGGGGUACCCAGAGGUGCCCUCAUGCAGACCUGCCACACUCUCAGCCAGGCGGGAUUGGAGCGGCCCCCACCAUGGGCUGGGGAGCAGGAGGGAGCUGCACCCCGCGCCCACCCAUCCGCCAACAGCCCUUGUCAGAGCCCCGUGUGAUCACCGUGGUCUUCCUCGGCCUCCUGCUGGAUCUCCUGGCCUUCACUCUGCUGUUGCCUCUGCUGCCAGGGCUGCUGGAGAGCCAUGGCCGUGCCCACGUGAGCCCUCCCCCAUGUCUGGAGGCCCCCCGACUCCCACGAUGGCUGCCCAUUGCCCCAAAGCCCAUCAGGGACUCCCCCAACCCCUGUCACACUUCCUUGCUCCCCAGGAUCCCCUCUAUGGCUCCUGGCAACGAGGCGUGGACUGGUUUGCCACAGCCAUCAGGAUGCCAGCGGAGAAGAGGUACAACAGUGUCCUGUUUGGAGGUCUGAUAGGCUCAGUCUUCUCCUUCCUGCAGUUCCUCUUGGCACCAGUCACGGGGGCGGUCUCAGACUGUCUCGGGAGGCGCCCGGUGAUGCUGCUGUCCCUGGCAGGUCUGGCCACCUCGUAUGCCGUGUGGGCGGCCUCAAAGAGCUUCGCCGCCUUCCUGGCCUCCAGGGUGAUUGGGGGCAUCAGCAAGGGAAACGUCAGCCUCUCCACAGCCAUCGUAGCCGACCUGGGCUCACCGUCCGCCCGCAGCCGAGGCAUGGCAGUCAUUGGAGUGGCCUUCUCGCUGGCCUUCACGCUGGGCCCCAUGCUUGGCGCCUUCCUGCCAGCGGAGAUGGUGCCCUGGCUCGCUUUGCUCUUUGCUGCCUCCGACCUGUUGUUUAUUUUCUGCUUCCUGCCGGAGACGCUGCCUGCGGAGAAGCGGGCAUCCUCUAUCGGCCCGGGGUUCCAGGCCGCGGCAGACCUGCUCAGCCCCGUGGCCCUGCUCCGUUUCUCGGCCGUGGCCCGUGGCCAGGACCCACCCGCCGGAGACGGGAUCCGUCACCUUCGCCGCCUGGGUCUGGUGUACUUCCUCUACCUCUUCCUGUUCUCGGGUCUCGAGUUCACCCUGAGCUUCCUCGCUCAUCAGCGCUUCCAGUUCAGCAGCCUCCAGCAAGGAAAGAUGUUUUUCUUCAUCGGCCUCACCAUGGCCACCGUGCAGGGCGCCUACGCCCGGAAGAUCAGCCCUGGCAGCGAGAUUGCAGCGGUGAAGCGGGCCAUCUUGCUGCUGGUGCCUGCCUUCCUCCUCAUUGGCUGGGGGCUCACGCUGCCCGCGCUGGGCCUGGGGCUGCUGCUCUACUCCUUCGCCGCUGCCGUCGUGGUGCCCUGCUUGUCCUCCGUGGUCGCUGACUAUGGCUUGCCCAGGCAGAAGGGCACGAUCAUGGGCACACUUCGGAGCCUGGGCGCCCUGGCCAGGGCAGUGGGACCCAUGGUGGCCGCCUCAGUGUACUGGCUGGCCGGGGCCAGGGUCUGCUUCACGGUGUGCUCAGGCCUCUUCCUGCUCCCUUUCCUGCUCCUGCGCAACCUGAGGCCUCCAGCCCGCGUGGCACCCAAGGCCGAGUAGUGGAGCUAGCCCCGCCCCAAGCUGGGGGGGUGGGGGAGGGAGGGAACGGGACCUCUCGCCUCCCCCUGGGGCCCAGCCCUGGCCCCUGCUAGACACUCCAGCAGCUCCGUGGUACGCGCCUGGGCAGUCCUGCCCGUCGUGCUGGGAGCAGGGACUCCCCAACACCUUUCAGGUUUUGUGUUCACUUUUCUCUCAGACACACGGUGUCAGCCAAGCCUCCAAAUGACAAAAUAAAGCAGCUAUUUUAUACCAAG
Panthera uncia (snow leopard) is the source of this 2214-nucleotide messenger RNA. It is a transcript of the gene SLC75A1, whose product is annotated as major facilitator superfamily domain containing 10. NCBI's taxonomy places the organism in Eukaryota, Metazoa, Chordata, Mammalia, Carnivora, Felidae. Gene Ontology annotation, cellular component: brush border membrane. Gene Ontology annotation, molecular function: transmembrane transporter activity. The transcript is spliced from 11 exons. Gene Ontology annotation, biological process: transmembrane transport. The record is from RefSeq and is a predicted model, not a curated record. Bases 338 to 1960 code for a protein of 540 amino acids.